GAAAGCAACAACUUUAACAGCUUCUCAAAUCCGUGUUUUCAAAACACAGCUGAUUUUGUCCGAUUGACACAGCUGAUUUGAAAAUGGUCACACUGUUUUGUUUUAUUUAUUUGUUUUAAUAUGGACCACGCGACAGCGAACUUAACGGAGUUUAUCACAGAUCUGGUUGUGCCCCACCAGAGAUGCAAUGUUAACAUCAUCUCGGACCACAUCACAAUGCUGGAUGGUACAAAGAUGAAGAAGCAGCACACGCGGAAGCGGAGAGCCCACAAAUCAACGACUUUGAACCGGCGGGAAUAUGCCCAGUUGGGCUUAAACACGCUACCUACAAAACAGAUGAAGUAUGAAGAUGCACUGCCACUUAAUAAUCUUUGGAAGGGAUAUGUUCGAGAGCACUUGGGAUUGAGAGAAGGCGAUCAGGUUCCCCAAGUCCACGAUUCGCGGUACGAGGAAUUCAGCAAGCAAUUGGUUAAAAUGGAUCUGCAUGGCGCGUUGUUGACCGUUAUUCAAUCUAAAUGCAAAACGCUGGAAGGACUAUGUGGCAUAUGCGUAAUGGACACAAAAAACAUCCUAAAGCUUCUUGGUAUUGACCAUCGUAUAAGGUCCAUACCAAAGAGCGAAUGCGUCUUUGGCUUACAAGUAGGAAACAUGGAAUUUACCAUCUUUGGCCAACACCUAAACAUUCGACCUGCGGAAAGAAGUGUUAAAAAAAUAAAGAAUUAUGUAGAACCUUUUAUAUAAAAUUAACAUUUUUUAUUAUUAGCUAUAAAUUAUUGUUAGAAAUCCUAUUGUUACCUUUGUAAUAAAUAAGUCCAUUCACGGUCCAAAAAA
Messenger RNA from Drosophila bipectinata, 831 nucleotides. It is a transcript of the gene Pop4, whose product is annotated as ribonuclease P/MRP subunit POP4. Gene Ontology annotation, cellular component: ribonuclease P complex; ribonuclease MRP complex. The record is from RefSeq and is a predicted model, not a curated record. Gene Ontology annotation, biological process: tRNA 5'-leader removal; rRNA processing. NCBI's taxonomy places the organism in Eukaryota, Metazoa, Arthropoda, Insecta, Diptera, Drosophilidae. Gene Ontology annotation, molecular function: ribonuclease P RNA binding.